Cladophialophora yegresii CBS 114405 is the source of this 1218-nucleotide messenger RNA. RefSeq names its product methionyl aminopeptidase. The transcript has 3 exons. The record is from RefSeq and is a predicted model, not a curated record. Gene Ontology annotation, molecular function: metalloaminopeptidase activity. Bases 1 to 1218 code for a protein of 405 amino acids. Gene Ontology annotation, biological process: proteolysis. NCBI's taxonomy places the organism in Eukaryota, Fungi, Ascomycota, Eurotiomycetes, Chaetothyriales, Herpotrichiellaceae.
AUGGACCAAGCGGCCGCGCAACCGCGAAAAUGCCCGGGCUUGAAUUGCGAAAAUGAUGCCUCUUCGCUACAAUGCCCCAAGUGCAAAGAGAUGGACGUGGACAGCUUCUUCUGCUCACAGGAUUGCUUCAAGCGGAGCUGGGCUGAACACAAGGCCCUCCACAAGAGUACGAAUCCCUUGCGCAAUUUCGUCGCUCCCAAGGUCGUGUCUAAAGUUGAUCCAGAAACCGGCCACUUCAACCCAUACCCCACAUAUCCUUUUACCGGCCCGUUAAGACCGGUCUACCCUCUGUCGCCGAAGCGGGUGGUUCCCAAGUCGAUACCGCAUCCCGAGUGGUCGGAGGACGGGAUUCCGCGAUAUCCGUAUGUGCGGAAAAACAACAUCCAGGCUUUGGAUGAGAAGGGCAUCGCGGGCAUGCGGAAGGUCUGCAGGCUAGCGAGAGAGGUGCUCGAUAUUGCCGCUACCGCUGCAAAGCCUGGCGUGACGACGGAUUAUAUUGACGAAGUUGUUCACAAUGCGUGUUUGGAACGGAAUUCAUAUCCUUCCCCAUUAAACUACAAUCACUUCCCCAAGUCGGUCUGCACAUCCCCCAAUGAAGUCAUCUGCCACGGCAUACCCGACCAGCGGGUCCUGCAAGACGGCGACAUCCUCAACAUUGACGUGACGCUCUACCACGAAGGCUACCACGGCGAUCUGAACGAGACGUACUACAUUGGCGACAAGGCCAAGGCCGACCCCGACAAUGUCCGCCUCGUCGAGACCACGCGGCAAUGCCUAGACAAGGCUAUCGAGCACGUCAAGCCGGGCGUCAAGAUCGGCGACUUUGGCGACAUCAUCGAAAAGCACGCCAAAUCGCAGAAUCUCAGCGUCGUCAAGACGUACUGUGGCCACGGCAUCAAUUCACUGUUCCAUUGCGCGCCCAACGUCCCGCACUAUGCCAAAAACAAGGCCGUCGGCAAAUGUAAGCCCGGAAUGACUUUCACCAUCGAGCCCAUGAUCUGCCUGGGUAGUUACAAGGAUAAGACCUGGCCGGAUGAUUGGACGGCCGUGACGUCAGAUGGAAGCCGCUCCGCGCAGUUUGAACAUACCUUGUUGGUCACCGAGGAGGGCGUCGAGGUCUUGACGGCCCGGUUACCCACCUCGCCGGGCGGGCCUGUGCCCAUGCCUAGGGCAGAGGGGACGAAUGGAGAAGUGAAUGGAGAUAGUGCCAAGGCGUGA